GGCAUGGCCCGGGGACUCCUUCCCCUGCUCCUCGUGCUUGUCUUAAUUAUUGAAAUACAGUGCAAAAAUGAUACUGAGGCUCUAAUACACAUAAUGCACAAUAAAUUAAUUACAAGGAGGAACAUUGCUAAGAGGGAAAUUCUGUGUAACCAGGAUGAAUACAAUUUAGGUGAUCGUUGUUGCAAGAAAUGUGAACGUGGUUUUGUUAAAAAUACUGACUGCCCAACAAAUAUUAGCGAACACUGUGUUCUAUGUGAAAAAGGAAAGUUGUACAUGGAUCACGUCAAUGAUUUGGACGAGUGUUUGAGAUGCAAUGCAUGUGACAGCAUGUUCGGUUUGGAGGUUGCAAAGAACUGUACCCCAACACAGAACACGGAAUGCACCUGUGCUAAGAACCAUUUUUGCAAUUCUGCACCAUGUAGGGAUUGUGAUCCAUGCACCAUAUGUGAAAGUGGUGUAAUUGAAAAACAAUGUACUUCAACUUCAGACACUGUGUGCGGAAUGAAAGAAACAGGAAUACCAUGGUGGGCCACUGCUUUGAUAAUUGUGUUAGCACUACUAGCAAUAGCUGGAAUAAUAUUCUUGUGCAAGAGAAAACAGAAGGGGCUUACUAGCAAGGAGAACCUAUGUGAAGUAGUAUCCAAAAAAGAGGUUUCUUAUGAGAAUAUACCUCUCAUAUACACAGAUGUUGACCUGAGCAGCCAUGUUGCUGGUAUUGUGGAGGAGAUGACACUCCAAGAAGUCAAGACAUUUGUUCGUAAUCACAAAAUACCAGAACCUGUCAUAGAUCAAACUGUUCGGGAUUAUUUUAGUGAUACAUCUGAACAGAAGAUUAAGCUGUUUCAAGUCUGGUAUCAGAGACAUGGGAUAAAAGGAGCCUAUGGAACCCUAAUAAGGAGCCUGAGAGAGUUUAAAAUGUGCGCUGCAGCUGAUAAAAUUGAGGAAAAACUGAAGGCAACUGUUUCCAGCUGUCAGGAAGGGGGACAAUCUUCUAAUGAUGACACUGAGCAAAGCAAAACCUGCACUCAGGAAGGUAGAAACUCUUACAAUGAUGGUGCUGAGCAAAGUAACACCUAUUCUGGUAGUUUGGAAGAGACAUAGCACAGAGUCAUUUGAAAAUUAUUUCUGACUGAAUUAGUAUUUUUCUAAUA
Gavia stellata (red-throated loon) is the source of this 1151-nucleotide messenger RNA. RefSeq names its product Fas cell surface death receptor (gene FAS). Gene Ontology annotation, molecular function: protein binding; tumor necrosis factor receptor activity. Bases 4 to 1101 code for a protein of 365 amino acids. Lineage: Eukaryota; Metazoa; Chordata; Aves; Gaviiformes; Gaviidae. Gene Ontology annotation, cellular component: external side of plasma membrane; membrane raft; CD95 death-inducing signaling complex. The transcript is spliced from 9 exons. The record is from RefSeq and is a predicted model, not a curated record. Gene Ontology annotation, biological process: activation-induced cell death of T cells; regulation of stress-activated MAPK cascade; motor neuron apoptotic process.